ACCUUGAUGAAAACAGACGCGCCAGUGUUCACUUUGACUGAGCUUUGCUUAAGAAGAGAAAGUGUCAUCCGUACAGCAGUCUCAAUGAGUGAAUUUUCCGCAUCAUGACGGACAUCGUUCCAUCACCAACCAUCAUCAACAUUAGCAUCGACAGUUACGACGACCGAAUUUCCUCAACCGAUUAUCUGGGAGAAACCUCUCAAAGCCAAAGCUCCAAACAGACGUAUUCAAAGGGCGCCUCCAUGGAUGGAGGUGACGCAGCUAACUCCGGAGAUUGCUCGGAGAUGGACAAUGCUGCUGCAAAGUUAAGACGCCCUCUACUUGCUACAAUUGGGGAUUGCUUCAUUGAGUGUGAAGCACAUAAACUCGAAACAAAAGCUAUUGCUGAAGUUGAACUUUCACCUGUCGAAAUAGGAGGACCGCGUGACCAAAAUGCAAUGAAUUCUAAAUGUAAUCGCCAUGCAGAAACUGAGGAAGAUGACCUGGGGUUGCUUGAGGAGGAAAAUGAAAUUAAAAAUUUGGUUGAGUUCGUUCUUCACAAAGUUAAGAUGGAGUUAAUCCAGGAAAAAAACAGAAACCCACCAGUCCUUGCCGACAAGAGUCCAAAAGUAGGUUCAAUGCAAAAUUCCAAUGGAUGUAAAAGAGAUUCCUCUCCCGACAAUGAUGAGUAUGCUAGGCCUGUUACCAUGGAGAAAGAGGAAUACGCUGAAAGUUUUCCUCACGGCGAAAAGCGGGACGACAGAGUGAAGAACAAACCAAAUGUUGAAGCAAAAGCGGGCUCGUUGAAGGAAAAGGCAGAACAACAUCUUGACUCCAUCAUUAAGUUCAUCAUUGAGAAGCAAUGCAGAGAUUUAACAUUCCAGUUUCAUUCUGAACCCACCCAGGAAACAGGUGUCGGGGGAGACGUGUCGACGAGUCACAUGAAGGUGGCAGGUUUGGAUUUUGGAUUUCACAGUGUCAUGAAAAGGCUGACAGAAAAAGGGUGGAGGAUAGUUGGGGAGACAAGAAUGAUAUCGGUGAAGGGAUCGAGUUUCUUGAUGUUACAAACGGUGCACAGCCACUGGAUAUGUCGCACCAGGAGGAAGAAUCAAAAGGGGUUCAUCAACCUCAUAUGAUUCCAGUUCAACAUGAUGAGGUAGAGGAAUCACUUGACCGGGUCGAAGAAAUACAUGAUGAGGUUAAGCAGGCACAAAAAGAUGAGUUUCAAAACAGCCGUGGGGGAAUCAGCGACACAAAUGACGGCCAAGCAUGUGACGUUGAGUUGUCACUCGAGGUGGAAAGUGCAAAUUGGGUCCCAAACGAGAUCAGUGCGGAGGUAAAUCACUUCCUCCGGCAUGGCAGUGGGGAAAUGGGUGCACUAGAGGUGCCCCCUGAGGUACAAGGGGAGGCGAUUAAAGAUGAGGCGAAGGAGAAGAGAAAGAUUGAGUAUGAUCAGAAUUUAAAGGAUGGCGAAGAUGAAGAUGAGAGUUGCAGUGAGGAAAAUACCGAUGACGAUGAUGACAACCUGGUGACUAGCGAGGAGGAUGAAUUGGAUUCCAUGGUUGGUUAUGUUAUUAAUUCAGCCGGGUCAUCACUGACGAAUAACUUUGAUGUCUUCACGUUCAAAUCAUUUCACAUCAAUGAGAACAUUACUUCAAGAAAAGAAGGACCAGAAGAAGACAGUAUUAUCUUGGACGGUGAUGCUGCCCCAGAUGCAGAGGAAGUACUGUUGAUCCAUUCUGGUGAUGAGAACUUGCGUGGAGAAACUUUAAACGUCUCGGAUGUUUAUGCUGGUGAUGAUGUAAUCGAGGCCAGCGACAUGUUUCGGCAGGGCACUUGCUUUGUUGCUGCUGAUAGUAGUUCAGUCAAGCAUGAAGACACCGAAGGUGUGAAUGAUAAAAUUUGUGCAUCAUUUAAAAAUGUAGACAAUGUAACUCUUAGAGUUGAGGAGGCAAAUGAAAGGAAGAAAACUGACGAUGACAGCCUGCAUGAUAAGUGUUCUACCGAAAAACCUCAAGACGAUAGCUUUAGCAGGUCCGUCGAGAACAGGAAACCUCUCGAGAUUAAAGUGACUGAUAAUGCAGCUGACCUAAUAGGGCUUGAGGGUACUCACGAAUCGCUGGAACAAGGCAGUCCUACUUGGUCUAAGAAACAAGAAGAUGCAAUGUGCGUCAAGAAGCAAGAAAAUGAUGGAGGUCCAUCGCUUACCCACACGGCCGAGGUUUUGGAAGCAAAUCUGCAACUUCCCCCGAUUGAUACAGUUUGCAGGACCUCCAAAGUCCAAUCGCAGGAGGUGACAGAGACUUUGCUUCAAAAACUUGAAAAUGAUUUGCCAAAAUGUAAUAAGGAAGAAAAAACGUCAAGCGUUACUGAUAUGACAAGCUCUGUGAAUGGUCCGAAGGUUACACUGACUGUCAGUAACAUUGCUUCAGAUUCUGAUGACGAUGAUGAUUUGUAUGACACUGAGAGAAAGCCUUCAGUUAACAUAAACACUGCAGAAAAUGACUGGGAGUGCUUAGCCAUUCAACAAAUCAGUAAGUCGCAGCCCCAUGUGUGGUACCCGACGUACAACACGACGCAUCACAUUGUUGAAGACGCCUCAAAGACACAACACAACAACACUGGUAAACAUCUUGAUGCCGAUACGUUAAAAAUGAACAUACCGUCAAAAGUUCCCUCAAACGAGAAGGUUACCUCAACGCACGAUGUGUCAGAGAGCACUGUUACAGCUAAGUCACUUUCAUCUCACAACCUAACAACUGGACAAUCCAUGCCAUCAGUUUCCUCGCAAGCCCCCGCAUCUCAACCCGACCUACCAGAGACAGAAAGCGGCAUGGCGGUGAUCAACGACCGACUCCGCAAGAAAAUCGUACUCCUUGAGCGGCGUCUAAAGGAACUGGCCCUAGAGUUGACAUUCCUUGGCGACAGGAAUUGGAGACUGGAGGCAUACAUCGACUGUCUCAUCAAAACACUGGAAGUUCUGGAAGUCACCGAUGUGGUGGAUCUUGAUCAGAAAAAGUUGCCGCUCAGUCUUUUCAAAGUCAAAGUCAAAGCUGGCUACAAGUUGGGCUCCUAUAACGGCAUCCCGUCCCGUGCACUGCAGAGCUAUAAAAAGGAGGGUCGGCAACCACCUUAUGUCGACCUUAGCGGAUGGGGAGAUACGGAUAAACCCACCCAGAGACCAGAUCUUAUUGAUCCUACACCUUUGCCAUCCUGUGAUGAUGAUGUUGGUCUAAGUGUAUCUCAGAUGUACCACUAUGAAUCACAAUUGGAGGAGAUCUCCAUUCAGAACCAGAUCCUUGAGGGACAGCUCCAGGAAGCCAACGAGCUAGUUCAGUCCAUGAUGGGCGAGAGCAGCGCGGACGAAAGGCAAACAGGACCUCAGGACCUGCACCAAGCAAAGCAGCAAAAAGAGCAAGGGAUACAGACACGUCCACACGAUACAAGUACCCUGCCUCAGAAUGUUGGAGUGCUUCAGCAACAGGUGCAGGAUCUGCGUGACGAGUAUCAUCAAGGAGGUCAGGAGUACUGGCAGCAACCUCAACAAGAGCAGCAGCAGCAAUUAUUCUUGACAGGUGUCAUGCCGCAGAUCCAAACACAGCCCGAGUGUUAUGCCAUGCAUGAGGGGGAACAGUACUCUCUUCCACAGCAGCAGUUACAACACUACCAGCUUCAGCACUGUCAGCCUGUAGUGCAACCCCAGCAGCAGCAACUGCAGCAACCGCAGCAGCAGGCAUGGAACCCUCAAGCAGUUCAGGAGGAGACGGUGUUACCGAACUGCUGUGAUUGGGAAUCGAACGAGAAACUGUCUUUGCAUGACCCGCUGGAAUGGCCGACACUUACUGAGUCGCAGGCCCAAGUUACCGGCCGUUCCCAAACUGGAACCGGUACCGAAGCGGGACCACGUCCACUGCAGCUCCAAACUCAGCCAUUUGCGACCACUGGCCCUGCUUCUCACGUCUCAGAAUCAUCUCCAACCGUUUUGUCUAAUCCUGUGAAGGACAAAUCGACCCUUCACUCAUCAUUGGAACAACCGGCUAGUAGCGGCUCGAUUCCAAAUCACGAGAAUCGAUGCAAGGCGUCGUGUUACCAUGACAACAACCCUAAAGAAGCAUCCAGCAGCGGUACCGUUUCAAGCCAAAGUUUUUACAGGGGGCGUCGAUUUGAAAGUGACAGUAGAGGACAGCCGCGAUACAACCACCGUUCACUUGAGCAGAGCUUGAGUGGUAUCGAUACUUUGCCCAGAGGCCACCGGCUGGAAGAAUCGAUGAGAUUCGAGCAUUGGGAUCCACACGUCGAUCGUCUCUCCUCAUUAAUUCCUGGCGAGUUCCCUGUAGAUCUUCAUGGCGAAGCCUGGCGAAAGGAAAGAUCGCCCUACCAUGAUGUCCGAAAUGCACCGUCCCGCCACCCACUACCCUUCCAGCGGAAUCUAGACCGCAGUCGCCGCUUCUUCCACUGUGACUCUGUCCUGGACUCAUACUGUCCGGAUUUUUCAAACUUCCAGCACGCUCCAACCUUCAAAGAAGACCUCGGUGAGACUAUAUCAGCCUCCAACUCACAGUUCAUGCUUAGUAAUGGAUACGCAUUCGACAAGUUCCCGAGCCCUCCAAGCACACGCGGAUUCUCUUCUCUAGGUAGUUCAACGAGUACUGGUGCCCUACCGUAUCCCAGACAACAUAAACGACAAUCGACUCCAACGAGACGAGGCAAGCCAUGGACCAGGGCGGGAAGCUGCACUUCUCCACUGAGAUCACGCCAUAACCCGGAGGUGACGCUGAGCGAUUCAAAAUGAAAUAACAGUUUGGAAUAUUUUCAACAACAAGGGAGAUCUGUUUUGGGGACUGCUAAGGCGAAUUGUCGCUAAUAGAGCUUAGGAUUUGGAAUGAGAGACAUGUACGUUGUAUAAUAUCAGGCUGUUUGACUGAUUUGACAAGGAGGGCGACUCUGUCAGCUUGAUACCCUCUUUUGUCAGAUAAAAAGACUUGCAGGAUAUAACCUAAAAACAGAACUGAAUUGUUUUUCUUACAACCGGUUACCUACAAGUUCGGAAUAAUCUACAUGUGGUUUGGAACAAGAAGCUUUGUAUAACUGGAAGAAAACAAUUUCAAAAUAACAGUAAACAGAAAGUUAUAAAUCACAAUUUGUUCAAAGAAUCGAUGUCUGGAUACUCAACAAAACUUGCAGCGUAUGAAAACUUGUAACACAUAAAUGGCAUGCGAAGCUAGUUUCUUAAGAACAAAGUCUUCAUUUACUGCUUCUUAUAACAAUGUGGAAUUUUUUCAAACAGGUUUUUCAGAUUUAUUUAUUUAUCUAAUAACAUUUAUUUCACACUCUAAAUAAUUUCACACGAAAUAAGGAAAACCUACUUUAAGAUAACGAAGGAGAUCUGAUGCUAAGAGAAAAAGCUUUCAUUAAUGUUCUCAGGAAUCGGUGGUGGAUGAUCGUUUUAUUUUUCUGUCUCAGAGAAAUGGAAGAAUAAACGUCUUAAAUUAUCUUUGAGUCGGCCUAUG
Acanthaster planci (crown-of-thorns starfish) is the source of this 5489-nucleotide messenger RNA. RefSeq lists its product as uncharacterized. Lineage: Eukaryota; Metazoa; Echinodermata; Asteroidea; Valvatida; Acanthasteridae. The record is from RefSeq and is a predicted model, not a curated record.